AUGUUUGUUUUUGCGUCAGUUCACACUGCUAGCAAACAAUCUGGAAACACCUUGAAACCUCAUCGCGGAGCUGCAACCAGGGUCGGAUUAUAUAAGGCAGCAGCCUCUCUGUUGCGGCACAAGUUGCAUCCACUGAUUGUGAUCACCAUGAAUACAUCUCUGUUCUUCCUUGCUGUUGUAGCAGCCGUCGCUGCUGACAAGAUCCCCGACUUCGUCGUUCCAGGAAGAUGUCCUGUUGUGGACGAGAAAUCACUCUUCGACGAACAGAUUCCCAAUCAUUCUAAGUAUGCUGGUGUUUGGUACGAAAUUGCCCUCACAAACAACCCAUACCAACUCCUCAAGCAGUGCGUCCGCAACGAAUAUUCCUUUGAUGGAAACAAAUUCAUCGCCAAGUCUACUGGCAUCAACGCUGACGGUAACCUCAUGAAGCGCAACGGCCAGAUUCUCCCCAUGCCUCUUGGAGACCCUCACCUCUCCGUCGACUACGAAGGAUCUUGGAUCGCUCCCUAUGUCAUCCUCGACACGGAUUACGAGAACUUCUCGUGCAUCUACUCUCCUGCACCGAAUACAACUUCGGAUACUACUCCGACUUCUCUUCAUCUUCUCCGCUCGCCAAGCCUUUCUGACCAAUACCUGAGACGCUGCGAGGCCGCCUUUAAGGAUCGGCGUCGACGUCUCUCGUUUCACGAAGACAGUCCAGGGUUCUGA
Penaeus vannamei (Pacific white shrimp) is the source of this 708-nucleotide messenger RNA. The record is from RefSeq and is a predicted model, not a curated record. Lineage: Eukaryota; Metazoa; Arthropoda; Malacostraca; Decapoda; Penaeidae.